UUUGAUUGGAUUUACUUGACUGGAGAUUUACCAGCUCAUAAUGAUUGGGAACAGACUAAAUCUGGUCAAGUUUCUAUUUUCAAUAAGAUCAUUGGUCUCUUUAAUGAAUACCUCCCUAAUAAGCCAUUGUUCUAUUCAAUUGGUAAUCAUGAAAGUGACCCUGUCAACAGUUUCCCUCCUUCUUCUAUAACUGAAUAUUCAAUGUCAUGGCUCUACGAUAACGCUGCUGAGAUGUUAAAGAAAUGGUUAAACACACCAGAUGCCAUUGAUACUCUUAAAAGUGGGGGAUACUACUCCAUUGAUUUUAAUGGACUAAGAAUCAUUUCUUUACAAACUAAUUAUCAUAACAAGCAGAAUUGGUGGUUACUAGUAAACAGCACUGAUCCUGAUGGAAUGUUACAAUGGUUUAUUGAGAAGUUACUUGAUGCUGAGAAGAAAGGAAUAAAGGUUCAUGUAAUAGGUCAUAUUGCUCCAGGAGAUGAUCCUUGGAGUCAGAACUAUAAGAAAAUUGUUUUGAGGUUUGAAAAUACUAUUUCUGCACAAUUUUUUGGCCACAGCCAUAAAGACAAGUUUCGUGUUUUGAUGGACUUUGAAACUAGCACUGAUCCUAGACCUUAUAGUGUUGUGUAUAUUGGUCCUAGUGUGACAUCAAUGACAGAAUUAAAUCCAGGGUUUAGAAUUUAUACUGUUGAUGGUAAUUACAAUGAGUCCUCUAGACAAGUACUGGAUCAUGAUACAUACAUACUAAACAUUACUGAUGCUAAUCUUACUAAUAAACCAAAAUGGAUCCAUGAAUACUCAGCUAAAGAUGCAUACAAUAUGACUAAUCUCACACCUGAUAGCUGGUUAUCUUUGCUGAAGGAAUGUUUAACUAAUAACAAUCUCUUUUUAAAAUAUUAUCAUUAUAUUUCCAAGUCUUUUAAUAUGGAGUCGCAGUGCUCUGGCCAUUGUCAACAUUCUACGAUUUGUUCUUGUUUAUCAACUUUUAGUAAUAUUUCUGCAUGUGAUGCUAUUGCUCCUAACCUUGUAACUCCAGAGCAAAUGAUGCUGUAUGAAGCAGCUCAUCAAGACUGUUAAAUGCUGCUACUGUUGUAUUAAAAUUAAUCAUUUUAAUGAAAAAUUAGACCUCCAA
This is a messenger RNA of Amphimedon queenslandica, 1132 nucleotides long. Its product is annotated as sphingomyelin phosphodiesterase-like. Gene Ontology annotation, cellular component: lysosome. The transcript is spliced from 8 exons. The annotation marks the transcript as partial. The record is from RefSeq and is a predicted model, not a curated record. Gene Ontology annotation, molecular function: acid sphingomyelin phosphodiesterase activity. Gene Ontology annotation, biological process: sphingomyelin catabolic process; ceramide biosynthetic process. Lineage: Eukaryota; Metazoa; Porifera; Demospongiae; Haplosclerida; Niphatidae.